AAAAUGGCGCUACCCUUGGACAUAUAUUAGCUAACCUUGUUCAAUUUCACGUCACUGCUUAUUUCAUAAAUAUACCGUAUAAUAAUGACUUCCCUAACAAUUAGCAAAACUAAAAAAAGUAGUUUAUUCCGCUAAGAUGACUUACUCGUACUGUAGAUAAUAAUUUAUAUCAAUUUAGAUGUACAGAAUAUUUAACCAGUGAUAUAUUAUUUUUCAAAAAUGUGCAUACUAAGAACUGUGUUAUUUAAUUAUAACAAUUAUACUAGUCCAAGAAACUCGUUGUUUACACUUUUAUUGAAACAAAGAAGCAAGUCAUUUGAUGUAGCAAAGAGAAGAUUUAAUUCUAAUGUCAAAGAAUGUGUACAUAACAACACCAAACCUAAGACUUUUCCAUCUAUUUUAAAAUUUGGUUUCGGUGGUUUGGGUAUCGUGACAACUUGUAUACUAAAAUCGCAUAGUUCUAUUGUAGAAUGUAAAGCAAUUAAAGUUCCAAAGGAUAGUAUUACUGACAAACAAUUAGAAUUUAAAUGGAAAAAGUUUUUACAAUAUUUAUAUCCAUAUUUAUGGCAAUUAUUGAUAGCUUUAUCUAGUGCAUUGAUUGUUGCUGUAUUAAAUAUUUGGAUUCCCCAAUGUGUGGGUGAUAUUAUAAAUGUACUAACCAAGGUUUGUCAAAAUCAAGGAACAAACACUGUGUAUCGUGUGCUUUCACAACUUACAAAGCCUGCAGUUGCAUUAGGACAUAUGUAUAUUGCGCAAGCACUGUUUACAUUUGUGUACAUCUAUACACUUUCUCAUGUGGGUGAAAGGAUAGCAAUGAAUUUAAGACAAGAUUUAUUUAAAUCAAUAAUCAUGCAAGAUAUCACGUUUUUUGAUAAAAAUCGCAGUGGUGAAAUAGUCAGUCGGUUAACUAGUGAUAUUCAAGAUUUUAAAAGCACCUUUAAGACAUGCAUAUCACAAGGCUUAAGAAGUUCCACACAAAUUAUUGGAUGUAUAGUUUCUGUAAUAGUGAUUUCACCAGAACUAACUGCUGCAAUGGUGUUUUCUAUACCAGCUAUAAUUUUUAUUGGUACCUUACUUGGAAGAAGUUUAAGACACUUAUCAAUAAAGGCUCAAGAUCAAAUUGCUAAAUCUACUGCUGUUUGUGAAGAAGCUAUACAAAACAUCAGAACGGUGAAGGCUUUUGCAGCAGAAGAGAAAGAAGUAGAAAUGUUUUCUAAAGAAGUUGAAGCAGGGUCUAACUUAUAUGAAAAAUUAGGUUUUGGAAUAGGUUUGUUCCAAGGGGGAACAAAUCUAUUUCUCAAUGGUAUUUUACUUUGUACAUUAUAUUUUGGUGGACAUUUACUGUCCACUGGACAACUGACUCCAGGGGAAUUGAUGGCAUUUUUAAUGGCCACACAAACCAUACAACGCUCUCUAUCACAAUUGUCAUUAUUAUUUGGAAAUUACGUCAGGGGUAUUAGUGCUGGUGCAAGAGUUUUUGAGUAUUUGGAUAUGCCACCUUCACCAAUGAUGGUCACUGGGGAAAUUAUUACCGACCAGUCUCCUGCAGGAAAUAUAUCUUUUAAUAAUGUAAAGUUUAGCUAUCCUACUAGGCCAGAUCAUAUUAUUUUAAAGAGCUUUACUUUAAACAUUCCUGCUGGGAAAACAGUAGCUAUUGUUGGAUCCAGCGGUAACGGUAAAUCAACGAUAGCCGCAUUACUAGAAAGAUUUUACGAUGUUGACGAGGGUUCAAUCACAAUUGACGGUAAAGAUGUUAGGUCGCUCAACGCUGGUUAUCUUCGAGGUAACGUUUUAGGUUAUAUUGACCAAGAACCUAUUUUAUUUGCUACAAGCAUUUUAGAAAAUAUAAGGUAUGGAAAACAGGAUGCCACAGAUGCAGACGUUAUUGAAGCGGCAAAAGAAGCAAAUGCACAUGAGUUUAUCAUGAAAUUCCCAAAUAAAUAUGAAACACAGGUAGGUGAAAGAGGAGCGCAACUUUCCGGUGGACAAAAGCAACGAAUUGCGAUUGCUAGAGCUUUACUCAAACGACCAUCCAUUUUGAUUUUGGACGAAGCUACUAGUGCAUUAGAUUAUAAAAGUGAAAGAAUCGUUCAAAAGGCACUGGAGGAUGCUACACGGGGCAGAACAGUAUUAGUAAUUGCUCAUAGAUUAAGUACAAUUAAAGCUGCCGACAUCAUUGUCGUAUUACAAAAAGGGGUUAUUGUAGAGAUGGGUACUCAUACAGAGUUAAUAAAGAAGGGGGGUGCAUAUUAUACUUUAGUAAACGAACAAGAAAAAGAAAAUACAUAAUUUUAGUGAAGUUCUAAAACAUAAUUCAAUCACUGGAAUUAGUAUUUAAAAUACAUAAUGUUUAUUAUGUAACAAUAGUACAUAUAGUCUAGUGUAAAUUUUUGGGAAUGUGCGUUGGACUACCUCAGAUUUAAAUAUAUAUAUAGAUAUAUUUAUAAUAUUUUUAAACACA
This is a messenger RNA of Hylaeus anthracinus, 2461 nucleotides long. RefSeq names its product mitochondrial potassium channel ATP-binding subunit. Gene Ontology annotation, biological process: transmembrane transport. The record is from RefSeq and is a predicted model, not a curated record. The transcript has 10 exons. Gene Ontology annotation, molecular function: ATP hydrolysis activity; ATP binding; ABC-type oligopeptide transporter activity. NCBI's taxonomy places the organism in Eukaryota, Metazoa, Arthropoda, Insecta, Hymenoptera, Colletidae. Gene Ontology annotation, cellular component: membrane. The coding region runs from base 220 to 2289 and encodes 689 amino acids.